Fusarium tjaetaba is the source of this 912-nucleotide messenger RNA. RefSeq lists its product as uncharacterized. NCBI's taxonomy places the organism in Eukaryota, Fungi, Ascomycota, Sordariomycetes, Hypocreales, Nectriaceae. The transcript has a single exon. The coding region runs from base 1 to 912 and encodes 303 amino acids. The record is from RefSeq and is a predicted model, not a curated record.
AUGGGAAUCUUCAUUUCGCUCGUCGAAGAUCUUCCCGGUGGUUUGCACUACAUCGGCCUUGACUGGGUAGCAACCCCGGUUCGACUGGAUAGAACCGUGAUAGACGAAUUUCAGAGAGCAAGGUCAGGUUACGAAUUGGAAAAAGGUCUCUGGACGGCGUGCUGGGACUCCCAUGCAGCUGCCAUCAAACAUGAGCAGCAGCGAAAGGCCAAGUUUAAGUACUGUUGUCCACCAAGCACAACCCCGUUGGACUCGGCCUUGUGGCGCUUCGGAUCGUCCGCGAUGUACGAGCCCGUAUUAAUAGAACCUUCUCCUCGUGAAGGGCGACAGAUUGUCGAAUCACAGAAACAGAAAAUUAUGGUCUAUCCCUCGCCAGAUAUCUUUUGUGUUGCAUUAAACAGAGGAGUGCGAGCUGCGUGCAGUGGGCAUUCUUACCCACUUCGAGAAUUCAGAAGACUCACCUUCGAAUUCAAGCCUUCUUGGAACGCCCAACUAUCACAGCAUGACAACUACUACCCCAUCAAAAAGUUCAAGCCUUCGCUGGCCUUUAUUCUCCAGCUGGUAUUCGACGCAGCACAUAUAAGGCGUUCCACGACGCCAACAAUCAGGCUUAUCGACAGGAAUGCUCGAUGGAUAAACGACGAUACUACACAACUUGGUCUUGACACAUUUUACGACUGUGACUACGAAUAUGUUGAGAUUAGCAUGAAACCUGGCUCGUCUUCUGCACGGAUCGUUUGUCAUAGCCCUAUUCUCGAGUUCUUCGAUCAUCUGGACAGGCUGCUGGAGGACAAGCUCCAGAAUGUAGGCCCUUUUAGUCGUUGGAAUUGGCAUUGGCAGAAAUUCGUGAUAAGGGACUCCUUUUCUAUCAUUGCUUUACGGAAAAAUCAAGUGGGAGCUGCAAAGGAGUGA